Messenger RNA from Chaetura pelagica (chimney swift), 1104 nucleotides. It is a transcript of the gene EGFL7, whose product is annotated as EGF-like-domain, multiple 7. The record is from RefSeq and is a predicted model, not a curated record. Gene Ontology annotation, biological process: anatomical structure development. NCBI's taxonomy places the organism in Eukaryota, Metazoa, Chordata, Aves, Apodiformes, Apodidae. Gene Ontology annotation, cellular component: cell surface; extracellular region. The transcript has 8 exons. Bases 1 to 816 code for a protein of 271 amino acids. Gene Ontology annotation, molecular function: signaling receptor binding; calcium ion binding.
AUGCGCCGCGUCGCCUGCCUCCACCUGGGACUCCUCUUCAUCCUCAGCAUGACCAGCACAGAUGCCUUUGCCCGGGCAGGCCGCAGGGUCUGUGCCGCGGUGCCGCGGGGCCGGGCAGCCCGCGCCGAGUCCCACGUCCAGCCCGUGUACCAGCCCUACCUCACCACCUGCCAGGGCCACCGCCUCUGCAGCACCUACAGGACCAUCUACAGGGUUGCCUACCGGCAGGUGAUCCAGGAGCUGCCCCAGCCCGUGGCCUCGUGCUGUCCUGGCUGGAGCAGAGCAAACAGCCACGCACUGGGGUGCAACAGAGCUCUCUGCUGGGUGCCAUGCCAGAACGGUGGGAGCUGCACCUUCCCCGGGAGAUGUGACUGCCCACCUGGCUGGACGGGGCGAGCCUGCCAGACAGAUGUGGAUGAGUGUGCCAGCCAGAGCCACGGGUGUGCUCAGCUCUGCAUCAACACGGCCGGGAGCUACCGCUGCGCCUGCCGGGAUGGCUUCAGCCUCGCUGCUGACCACAAGGCCUGCCAGCCCCUGGUGCCAGCCCCCGAGCCCCCCUUCAGCCAAGCAGUUCCCCCCACUGAAAUGAAGGACGAAAUGAAAGACCUGAAGAGCAGAGUGGAAGCACUGGAGCAGAAACUCCAGUUGGUUCUGGCCCCCUUCCUCAUGCCAUCUGUGCCAGAGGACGUGGGCACAGACCCCAUCAGCCGUCUGUCCCACUCCCUCCAGCAGCUGGACAGGAUUGACUCCCUGAGCGAGCAGAUCUCCUUCCUGGAGGAGCGGCUGGAGACGUGUUCCUGCAAGAACGAACUCUAGCUGAGCACCCAAGGAACUGGACCAAGCAGAGUGCAGCCAGAGCUCUUACCUCACUCUCCAGCCCUUGGUGAGGAUGAAGCCACAUCACCUACAGGAAGGCACAGGGUAGCAGGAGAAGGCUGGUUUCCUAUCAGCAUCUCCAGCAUUUUCUCUUCCAAUUCACCUUAUCAAAGAUCAUGCAGUUACUUCCAAACUGGACUCUGAGCCCUCAGCACCUCAUCCCCUUCCUGCUGGAGGGGCAGAAAAUAAAUGCCUUACCUCGUGCUGGUAGUGCCUGUCUGGCUGUAC